This is a messenger RNA of Mauremys mutica (yellowpond turtle), 2858 nucleotides long. RefSeq names its product bone morphogenetic protein 2-like. The transcript has 11 exons. NCBI's taxonomy places the organism in Eukaryota, Metazoa, Chordata, Testudines, Geoemydidae. The record is from RefSeq and is a predicted model, not a curated record. Gene Ontology annotation, molecular function: growth factor activity; cytokine activity. Gene Ontology annotation, cellular component: extracellular region. Gene Ontology annotation, biological process: SMAD protein signal transduction. The coding region runs from base 586 to 2310 and encodes 574 amino acids.
CCCAUUGUGGGAUUCAAUUUCUUCUCCUCAGCCACAGAGGCAGAGCACAGAGAUGCAGCAGGGAUGGUGUGGGACCGUCAUUUCAUUUUUCAACCUGAUAGAAGCUAGAAGUGCUGAGGUGAUUGUCAGACAUCUGCAAUAAGCGGGGACAUGAUUCUGCCACGCUGAGUAAAGUGAGAAUGGGGAUGGCUGAAUCAAGAACUUAAUUAAUGGUAAUUAAUGAUGGAGUGUACACAGUCUAUCCUUGCCAUGGAGUAGUCUUGGAGAUUUAAUGGGUCAGUUCCAUUUUUAACUACUUUGAUCCUGCUUAUUCCUUAAAUCAAAAUCAUAAAGUUAAAGAAAUGAGGUCUGUGUGCCUUCUGCCUGGAGCUCAAACUCCCCUUCCAGCUAAAGAAGGAAGGCAGCUCAAGCUGUAAGCUGGUGAUCAUAUGAACUUUAUGUUUUGUGAGUGCAGGUGCAGGAGCCAUCAGCAGGAAGAGUGAAGGAAGAAACUUGUUUGCAGAGAGGGGCUGCUGCAGGAGGCAGAGCCAUUCCACCUAUAUUGGGCACGACAUCUCUGGCAGUCCUGUAAGUCUGGAUGUUGGGAUGUGCAGGUCCCACUGUUUAUCCCAAAGGAUAAACUCCCAUCAGUCUGGAUUUCCCAAACAUUCCUCUAUGCUGGACUUUCUUAGAACUAAAAAGUUGCAGGAUAGGCAGAUGGAGCAGCCUCUGUCGACUGGAGCAGAACGUUCCUGCCCUUUGGAUUCCCAUUGUGAACCCACUAGAGUUCACAUGGAGCGGGUGCUGCUGUUUGAAGGGGUUCAGGAAGUGGAAGUGAUUGAGGCCUGCCAGUGUAAUGCAAGCCCAGAGGAGUGUCUCCGGCUGCCAUCCCUGAAAACCUACUUUCCGGACACCCCGCUGGAGUUCACGGUGGAUGUUGGAAAGUGCUCCAGUCCAGCCCAGGCAAGAGGCGGACUCUUCUGUGCACCUACAAAGUUUGAUGGUGUUCUGAUCAAAAGCCCAAAUGGUGUUGAGGUGGUUCAAACUCUGGAAAACUGUGAAAUGAAAGAAACCUGCUAUCGAGUUUCCUAUGUGGAAUAUUAUUAUGAAAUCAUACACAACGCUGCUGGGGACAGAGAAGAGCGACUAAAGGAAAUUGAUGUGGGACGGUGCUUGGGGAGCUGCACCUCAGGGAAUCACUGCCUGCUUAGGCUGCAAAGCUGCAAUCCCAGACCCCCCAGUGUCCUUCCAGAGGAGGAUUCAGAAGACAUGAGAACAGAGGCUCUUCGAAGGCUUUUGGAAGUAUUUGGCAUAGAAGACCCUCCUCGCUCGCCCCACCAUAUCAAGCAGCCUCCCCAGUACAUGGUGGACCUGUACAACACGGUAGCAGGAGCUGAUGGCAUCACUAAAGACCCUGACAUCUUGGAGGGAAACACCGUCCGCAGCUUCUUGGAUAAAACUCACAGUGAUGAGAUGCAUUUCCUGUUCAUCCUAUCGAGUGUGGCUAAGAACGAGAGGAUCCUGACAGCAGAGCUGCAUCUCUUCAGACUGCGGACUAAGGUGGCUGAGGGACCUCUCUACAAGAGACAUCACUUCUGCCAGGUGAGUGUCUAUCAAGUCCUGGACAAGAACAAACUGGAUUCCUUUGAAGGGAAGAAGCUGCUGGCAGCCAGACUUAUCGCUUUGCAGGGCUCUGGCUGGGAGGUGUUUGGCAUCACACAAGCUGUUCGUGACUGGAUGGAAGAGGACAGCAGUAACCACGGCCUGCUGGUGACUGUCCGCGGCUUGGGGAGUGCUCCGGUGGAUCCCAGCAUGGUGCGAUUUGCAUCAGGAAGAGAUCACCACGAAAGCAAGAAGCCCAUGCUGGUUCUGUUCACUGAUGAUGGGAGACGAGGAGCUGCUCUGCCCAUCAGCAGCCUCCCAGACUUGAGCCCUCAGACUCCAGACCUCCCAGCUGCAUCGCUGGCACCAGAAGUGAGCGGGGCGCGGAAUGCCCGCUCGCUGGAUCAGUUCCUGCCAUGCCAGAGACAACUCCUCUCCGUGGACUUUGAGGAAAUCGGCUGGUCAGGAUGGAUCAUCUCCCCGAAAAGUUACAACGCGUAUCACUGUAAAGGAUCCUGUCCCUUCCCCCUGGGCGAGAACAUGAGACCAACGAACCACGCCACAGUGCAGUCCAUCAUCAACGCCCUCAAACUGAGCCAGGGCGUCAGCAGCCCCUGCUGUGUCCCAGACAAACUCUUCUCCAUCAACCUCCUCUACUUUGAUGAUGAUGAGAACGUUGUCCUUAAACAAUACGAUGACAUGGUGGCUGGGAGCUGUGGCUGCCACUGAUGCCUGUCCCAUAGGAAGAGCAGGAAUGGGUCAGGGCAACGAGGAACCUCCCUCCCUCAAUUGUAAACACGUCUGCUCCCAGGAACCAACCCUCCCAGAGCCACUCACCAGCGGGAGCCUAUGCUAUGCUGCCCACUCAGGCUAGAGGUACCUGCAUUUUCACCACACUUCCAAGAAUCUCUGUCCUGCAAGAAAUCCACAUCUCCAGCUGCCACCACUUGGCUCAGUGGGGCAAUUACACCAAAACGGCACCUAACUUGUCUAAAGCACCUGGGAAAUGCUUUGAUUAAAGACAAGCAGCCUACGCCUGAGAUGCCUUUGUGUGCCCCUGGUCCCCUCGAACGUUGUUGUGGCCUUUGUCACAUGGCUAAAGCCUACGCACCAUUCCAAAAGCUGUGGACUGGGCGCAUUUAAAAUAAAACUGAGUGGAUUAAAUUUCCCAGGUCCACUCCUGGUUCCAGUCCCGCAGAGUGUGGUGGAGAGACUCUUUGGGAAGCGUUGUGCAUGGAAAGGCCUCCUUGCAGGCUGUACAAUAUGUAUAUAGCAAA